GCGGCCCAAACGCUCGCUCUGCCCGCAUUCUUCCUAGCAUGCGUGUCCCCCGAAAGCUUCAUUUCCGUAAUUCGCGUAAUUCGUCUCCCAAAGCGAGGGAAUCGUGCGCGUUUCGCGGACCUUCUGACGUCGGCAGCGUAAACACCUAUGAGAAUAGCAGCCGUGCAUUCCGGUUGGAUGAACGGACCGACCUUUGGAUUUCGGCAAGUAAUAAGCGGAAGUCGCUCGCGCUUGCCUUUUCCGCUGGCUUUGGGGAUUCGCCGUCGCCUGCCGUUACAGCAUGGCCACCUCAAGCAGCUUCCGUCUUCUCUUUCGAGCCGCGCCGUCUUCUUGCUGGCGGCUCCUGGAGGCUCCUUUCCGGGUCAGCAGUAGCUGGAAUAACGUAGCCCGCCUUGGCUCUUGCCGGUCCUUCCACGCGGCGACGGGGCUCAGCUCGGAAGAAAAAGUUACAGUGCAUUUUAUAAAUCGUGAUGGUGAUAAAUUAACAGCCAAAGGAAAGGUUGGAGAUUCACUUCUAGAUGUUGUGAUAGAUAAUAAUCUAGACAUAGAUGGAUUUGGUGCAUGUGAAGGAACACUUGCUUGCUCUACAUGUCACUUAAUCUUUGAAGACCACGUAUUUGAAAAAUUAGAUGCAAUUACAGAUGAAGAACUCGAUAUGCUGGACCUUGCCUAUGGCUUGACAGAAAGAUCACGUUUGGGCUGUCAAAUUUGCUUGAAGAACUAUAUGAACAAUAUGACUGUCCGAGUGCCCGAAGCUGUUGCUGAUGCCCGACAGUGUGUUGAUAUGAGCAAGAACCCAUAAAAUAAUGCUGUAGGGUGUGUUUCAUGAUAUUAAAAAUAUUUUACUACUUA
Ahaetulla prasina is the source of this 852-nucleotide messenger RNA. RefSeq names its product ferredoxin 1 (gene FDX1). Gene Ontology annotation, biological process: P450-containing electron transport chain; positive regulation of oxidoreductase activity. The record is from RefSeq and is a predicted model, not a curated record. Gene Ontology annotation, cellular component: mitochondrion. The transcript has 4 exons. Bases 281 to 802 code for a protein of 173 amino acids. Gene Ontology annotation, molecular function: 2 iron, 2 sulfur cluster binding. Lineage: Eukaryota; Metazoa; Chordata; Lepidosauria; Squamata; Colubridae.